Gryllus bimaculatus (two-spotted cricket) is the source of this 777-nucleotide messenger RNA. Lineage: Eukaryota; Metazoa; Arthropoda; Insecta; Orthoptera; Gryllidae. The record is from the annotation of a GenBank genome assembly.
CCGCCGCCGCCGACUUCGACGGUUGCAGUAACGUUGACUUGAACUAGAACGUGUCGAAAUGAUGGUGUACUCGUGUUUCAUUGUUUUGCAAACAAUGGUGAGUAUAUCACCGAAGAUCGUGACGAUGCAAACGAGUUCGAGGUGUGAAUUUCUCAAUGUUCGGAGCAUCUGGCAGGCAACGGACUGCGAUGCUUAAGGAGAUGUGUGAUCGGUGGCAGCGAUGCGGGUCACGGCGUCGCUUCAUUAAUGAUGUCGGGAUUUCACGGGAAGAUAACAUGUGCUCUUAAAACUACUAUGGAGAGGAAAAAACGCGCGCUCGCGGCGACCAGAGCGGCGGCGCAGGAGCCUCUCUCGCGGCCCCAGCGGCCGGACACGAGCGGCGACGGCGACAAGGAGGUCAUCGUCGACAUCGAGGACCCCGACAAGACGCAGUACCACGAGCAGAACUUCAACAACAGUGCGUACGAGUACGGGUACGAAGUGGGGCCGGACGGCCAGUUCCACCACGAGGUGCGUGGGCCCGACGGCGUCGUGUACGGCUGCUACGGAUACAUCGACCCCAACGGCAAGCUCCAGGCCACUCACUACGUGAGCGACGCGUGGGGCUACCGGACGGUUAAGCCGGGCGAGCCGGUCGAGCUGUUCCUUCACCCGCACGGCGAGGGUGACGGCGGCGACCACCACGGCGGCGACCACCACGGCGGCGACCACCACGGCGGCGACCAUCACGGCGGCGAUCACCACGGUGGCGACGGCGAGCACCACGGCGAGCACCAC